This is a messenger RNA of Toxorhynchites rutilus septentrionalis, 799 nucleotides long. Its product is annotated as general odorant-binding protein 56d-like. The coding region runs from base 97 to 504 and encodes 135 amino acids. Gene Ontology annotation, molecular function: odorant binding. The record is from RefSeq and is a predicted model, not a curated record. NCBI's taxonomy places the organism in Eukaryota, Metazoa, Arthropoda, Insecta, Diptera, Culicidae. The transcript has 3 exons. Gene Ontology annotation, biological process: sensory perception of smell.
UAUAAAAGUAUUGAUUCUAUCUCAGAAGAAAAUCAUUCUCUAGUUAGAAGUUCGACGGUGCGAGCGUUUCAAGUUACGUAUCAUUUAAAUUUCAGGAUGAAACUAACGCAUCUUGUGGUGGUUCUAGGGUUGGCCUACAGUGUUGUGGCUCAGUCUCCACCGAAAGAUCUGGAAGAGCUUGGAAAAAUUCCCAACGGAGCGUCAUAUGCUGUGGAGUGCCUCAAGGAUAGUGGGUUGCAGCUCGAUUCGCUCAAAUCCUUACAUACGGGUGAUUUUUCAAAAGGCGAAGAUGUGAAGUGCAUAGUGAAAUGUUUUUACCAGAGAGCAGGAUUCAUGGACGCUGAAGGGAACCUCAAUGGAGAAGCAAUUUUGGCGCAACUGAGGCAGCUUCUUCCGGAAGAUCGUGUCAAGGCGCUAGUAGAAAACUGUAAUGUGCAGGGGAAAGACGCCUGUGAUACAGCGUAUCUUGCGACCGAAUGUUAUUUCCGGAAUAAGGCUUUUUAAUACAAUAGAACUAUCAACUUCUAGUGAAAUUCUUCACAAUCUCAAUUUACAAUCAUCUGAUCUUUAACGAUUGAUAUAUCUUUCUUCGAGCAAAAAACAGAAAAUUGUGAAUAAUGCAAUGGUGAUUUUUAGUGGACUCAGAUCUAAAGUUGAAAUGAUAUUCAGGCAGGAAACGUUAAUAGUUCGUAGACAUGAUUAAGAAUAUAGAACAAUGCUCAAUUCGACUAGAGUUUGAUAUGAUGUUUAUUAUCGUUUUAAUUUAUACGUUCGCAUCAAUAAAUACUUGUUUGCCAUA